UCCGAGCACUUCCGGGUUGGGGAGCGCGAGGCAAGGCGACUGUGGCGGCCGCGGUGGGGGCCGUAGGGCCUUGUCGCAGUGUCGCUCGGGCGGCGGCUGGAGCACCCGACGCUUCCAGGGGGCAAGAAGUUCCCGGGGCUGAAUUCUAAUGUGCAGCAAUGGAUAAUGACAACCUCGAUGAGUUUGUGGCCCAAAGCCCAGGGCCAGAUGGAUGUUCCCGAGUUGUUCCUGCAGACCUGGCCAGCAGUUCUGCCCCUCUCCACCCUGGGGAGUGGGUAACCCCCAGCAGGAGCCUUAGCUGUGAUACUAUUCCUGAGGCCUAUGCGUUUAUCACUGGUGGUUUAGAAGAGAGCAGCGAUGGUCAAAGUGGAGACUCUGAGGAAGACACAGGCAGUGAGCAUGGAGAGGAGACAGAGGAAGAGGACGAGGAGAGGUCAUCUGAGGAGGAAGACCCAGAAGUCAGAUCUGGUUCUGAAGAUUCUGAAGAUGAAGUAGAAACUUCAGAGGCAGCUGAGGAUUCUCAGGGGAAGCUGGAAGCCAAUGGUACACUCAAUUCUGAUGAAGAUGCAGAGAGUUGCCCGAUUUGUCUCAAUGUGUUCAGAGACCAGGCUGUGGGCACACCAGAGACCUGUGCCCACUACUUCUGCCUGGACUGCAUCGUCGAGUGGUCCAGGAAUGCAAAUUCCUGUCCCGUUGAUCGAAUAAUAUUUAAAUGUAUUUGUAUUCGAGCUCAGUUUGGUGGUAAAAUCUUAAAAAAGAUGCCAGUAGAGAACACCAGAGCCUGUGAGGAGGAAGAGGAGGAAGACCCUACCUUCUGUGAGGUGUGUGGCAGGAGUGACCGUGAGGACCGGCUCCUACUCUGCGAUGGCUGUGAUGCUGGGUACCACAUGGAGUGUUUGGAUCCCCCGCUCCAGGAGGUGCCUGUGGAUGAGUGGUUCUGUCCAGAAUGUGCUACACCAGGCACUGGCCCUGCCACUGAUGUGGCUCCUGUGAGUGAGGAGGAGGUCUCCCUGCUCCUGGCCGAUGCAGUGCCCACCACCAGCAGGCUGCGGCCCCACACAGGCCGGAUCCGGGCCAUCGCCAGAACAAGGCAAAGUGAGAGAGUCAGGGCAACAGUGAACCGGAACCGGAUCUCCACAGCCCAGAGGGUCCAGCAUGUGCCGAGGUACCUGAUGUCCUCCCUGUUAGAUGAGACAAUUGAGGCAGUGGCAACUGGUCUGAGCACGGCCGUGUACCAGCGCCCCCUGGCACCUUGGAUCCCCACCAGACGGAAAAGAAAGACAGGGAGGCGGAAGAAAGUGCCAGGAAAAAAGAAAACCCAGGCCAGGCCAUCUGUGAAAAGUAAGAGUGCGGGUACAAGAUCCAAGAAACGUCAGCAUCGUGUGAAGAAGAGGAAAGGAAAGAUGAUGAAGAAGGAAGUCACAGCUCGCUCUCGCAUCGCUCGGACACUGGGUCUCUGCAGGCCAGCCCAGGGCAGCUGCAUGCCAUCUAUGUGCCGGCCAGCAGACCCCUCACUGGGGCUGAUGCGGGCAGAUAUCGGAGCAGCUGCUCUUUCACUGUUUGGGGAUCCCUACGAGCUGGACCCGUUUGACAGCAGUGAAGAGCUGUCUGCAGACCCCCCUUCUCCUCUGAGUGCCAAGAGGAGGGCUCUCUCGCGCUCAGCCCUGCAGUCUCACCAGCCUGUGGCCAGGCCCAUCUCUGUGGGGCUCUCAAGGAGGCAUCUCCCUACUGCGGUCCCAGAGCCAGCCAUAGAGGCAGCCCCUGUCCCUGACCUGCUGGGCAGCAUCCUGUCAAGUCAGAGCCUUCUGAUGAUGAGCAGUGCUGACAUCGUCAUCCACCGAGACGGUUCCCUGAGUGCCAAGCAGGCAGCUCCAGUCUCUCUUCAGAGAAAGCCAGGGGAUCUGUCUAGAAGGGAAGAAGCAUCCAGGCUUGGAGAUAGCCUGAAGCCCAGAGUGCCAGCCUCUGGGAGCCCAGCUGGGAGAAUUAGGGGAGACCAUCUGCUGGACUCUGGGCUGAGCUGCAGGAGUGGGUCGACUUUGCCCCAUGUGUCUGCCUUUAUGGAGCCUCCCUUGAAGCAGGACUUGCCACCAGUGCCGGACUCUCAGCAGAGCCUAUCAGAUGGCAGCGGGUCUGGCUCGAAGCAGAGUGGUGCACUCAGGUGUAAUGGCAUCAACAGGCUGAGUAUGCCUCCUGGGUCUGCCUCAGCUAAGAGUUCCAGUGGCCCCUCUAACUAUCUACCUAAAAGGGUAGCCCUAGGACGGACCCUGAAACCAGCUCCUAGCAGAGCUGACAUCUCAGAGCUGCCCAGAAUACCAAAGCUCCACAGGGAUUGUGGUGGCAGCAGAUGGGACGCAGCCCCAGCCCAUGGGCAGAGUGUCGAGAUCCCUAGCACCUGCAUCAGCCACCUGACAGGCAGGGAAGGCUCUGGGCAGCCUGGGCGAGGCCGGGCAGAGGGCAAGCCCAGCAGCAGGGGUCCCCAGGAGCCCAGCUCUAACACAGGCAGCUCCCAGCCCUCAGCCCCCAGCUCUCACAGCAGUUUGGUCCCACUGGGGAUUUCAAGAGGGAAAAGUGUCGGAUCAACCUUUGAGAGUUUUCGUAUCAAUAUCCCGGGGAACACAGCACAGUGCAGCCGGUUGUCCAGCCCGGGCUUCUGUAACACCUUCCGGCCUGUGGACAGCAAGGUACAGAGGAAGGAGAGCCCUUCACCCUUCUUCUCCAUCAAGAAGACCAAGCAGCUCAAGAGUGAGAUCUAUGAUCCCUUUGACCCUACGGGCUCGGACUCCAGUCCCCCAAGUAGCAGCCCUGAGCACCUUGGUCCCAGUCUGCUGCCUUCUGAGAUUACAAGAACCAUCUCCAUUCACAGCCCCAAGGCCCCUGCAUUUCAGGCUGUGCGCUGUGUCACCUCUUACACAGUGAAAGGCCUCUUCAGGACAGAGCCUGAGUCCCGUGGUGAGACUGCAUUCCAUACGCACAAACCCCAGGGAGGGGGCGCUGCUGAGGGCACCGCUACCACAGAGAAAGCUGAGCUGGGGAAGGAGGGGCCCACAGAGAGUCAGGACCUGGGUCCCCAGGGACACAGGCCAUCCACACUGGACCCCUGGAACGACGAGGACGAAGCAUCUCAUAGCACUUUCUUCAGCUCUGAGGAGCGGACAGUGACCUGUGUGACUGUCUUGGAGCCAAGUAGCCCUCCUAGUCUGAACACUUCACAACCUACCACCCACAGGAUCGUGGAGCUUCGGGCCCCAUCCCAUUCCCGCUCCCCCUCCAGCUCCAGCUCCCGGGGCAAGAAGAAAGCCAAGAAGAAGAGGGCCAGAGAGCAUCGGAGGUCUCGCUCAGGCUCUAGGGCCUCACACUCUGUGUCACCCAGGGCGGGUGAGCACUUCAGGAGGCACUGGGCUAAGGCCAAGGGUUGGAAAUCUUCUAGCGACCGAGCCAGCAGCCAGGAGCGAGCAAAGCGGAGGAAGACCAAGGACCGGGGUAAGGACCAGAGAUGGAGCGUGUGGGACCGGGAACAGAAGUCUAGGUCACACUCCUGCAGUUCAGGAAGCUCCCCCUGCGAGAGCCAUGAAAUCAGAAAGAAAAAGAGGCACCAGUCAGGAUCUCGGUUUCGGGGUUGGGACUGCUCCACACCCAGCAGCUUGGAGAGGUCCCGACGGCACAAGCACCCUCGGGAAAGGAGCCGUGAGCGGCCAGACAGGAAGGAGAGCACGGCUCAGCCACGAGAGAGGAGGAAGUGGAGCUCCUGCUCACCUAGCUCUGAGCACAGGCCACAGGAAGCCCAGCGGCCAAGUGCCCAUGAUGAGCAACCCCACUCACCAGAGAAAAAGGGCCCUCUAAAGGAGUCCUCCCCAGGACCCCUUUCCAAGCAGCAGCCUAGGCCAGGAGGAGACCACCCAGGAGGGCCACCAGCCUUGCCAGAGGUAUGCAUCACACCAAAAGGGAUCCAAGCCAAGCAGGCCCUGCCUUCUCCGACUCCUGUACCCAUCCCAGUCCCUGAGGUGCCGGCCCAGUGUGCUCCUGAGGACCUAGAUUAUGGUGAUUCUGUAGAAGCUGGCCACAUCUUUGAGGACUUUUCAAGUGAAGCCUUCUUCAUGCAGCUGGAUGACAUGAGCUCACCCCCAUCCCCAGAGAGCACAGACUCUUCCCCAGAGCGGCCCCUCCUGCCAAACCCUAUGUUGUUGCGUCCCAGCCUGCUGCAUGACACCACCCUGGCCACCAUCCAGAGGGAGGUGUCAGCAAUCCACUCCGAAGACAUUUUGCAGCCCCUACCCCAGAUAGAGGGUCUUCCAGGGCAGCACCCGCCCAAGCAGGAUGUGGCAGAGGCAGUUGCCAGGGAUCCUGGCUCCCUGGGCAUGUUACCCACUGGCUUGGAUGGCCCCUCGGUAAAUGAGAGGGCUCCUGAGGCAGCCAGGCCUGAAGAAGUAGGGGCACAGGCACCCUUGCUGCGGUCCCGAGCCCUAGUGAAAAGGGUCACCUGGAACCUUCAGGAGGCUGAGGGGAGCAACCUGACCCUGGACAGGGCCCCAAGGACACCACUUCACAGGCCACAGAGACCCUGGGAAGAAACCUGGGACACACAGGACGGGACCCCCACAGGGGCCAGGCAUGCACUGUUCCCUGAGCCACCCUCUUCAGUCCAGACACUCUUGGAGCCUGGGUUCCCCAGCAUGGAUCCCUCUCAGGUUUAUAGCCCCAACAUGCCUCCUGUCCCGGCUCAGCCCCCUGGCAUCCCACCCUAUGCCCUGGUCAGCCAGCCAUCAGUCCAGUUCCUCCUACAGGGCAGCUUGCCCUUGGUAGGCUGUGGGCCAGCACAGAGCCUGGCCCCAGUGCCCACCAUGCUGACCACAGCCUCGGAGCUGGCCAGCCAGACUACCACCAACAACUCAGAAGAGAGGACUACCACUCCCAGGCCAGCUGGAGAAAAGACUAAGAAGGAGGAGUACAUGAAGAAGCUGCACAUGCAGGAGCGGGCAGUGGAGGAGGUGAAGCUGGCUAUCAAACCCUUCUACCAGAAACGGGAAGUGACCAAGGAGGAGUAUAAGGACAUCCUGCGCAAAGCUGUCCAGAAGAUAUGUCACAGCAAGAGUGGCGAGAUAAAUCCUGUGAAGGUGGCCAACCUGGUGAAGGCCUACGUAGACAAGUACAGGCACAUGCGCCGGCAUCGGAAGGUGGAGACCACUGAGGAGCCACCCACUCCAGGGACGGAGGCCUGAGACAUUGCAGUCUUGCCUCCUAGUCCUAGGCACAGAACUGUGGUACCAGCCUCCUACUUGUGGGGUUCCUGUGACAGCAUCUACACUAGUCUUGCUAACUUUAAAAUUGGACUUUUUUUAUAUGUAUAUUACAGAUACAUGGUUUCCAUGGUGUUUUAAUUUAUCAAAAAUGGCUUAUCUUUAGAAA
Molecule: messenger RNA, 5403 nt
Organism: Cavia porcellus (domestic guinea pig)
Lineage: Eukaryota; Metazoa; Chordata; Mammalia; Rodentia; Caviidae
Gene: Phrf1
Product: PHD and ring finger domains 1
Exons: 18
Coding region: 159-5216 (1685 amino acids)
Source: RefSeq, a predicted model, not a curated record